Molecule: messenger RNA, 4392 nt
Organism: Thamnophis elegans (Western terrestrial garter snake)
Lineage: Eukaryota; Metazoa; Chordata; Lepidosauria; Squamata; Natricidae
Gene: SMC2
Product: structural maintenance of chromosomes 2
Biological process (GO): chromosome organization
Cellular component (GO): chromosome
Molecular function (GO): ATP hydrolysis activity; protein binding; ATP binding
Source: RefSeq, a predicted model, not a curated record
GCUUAGGAGCCCGUCAGGUUGUUUUUCCUCAUUGGGUAGCCUCUCUAAAUUGCCUGACUCACUCGAUUUCUUGACGAAGCAAAAAAAUAAAUAAAUCAGGCAAUAUGCGGGACAGCCCUAAGUUGAAUUUCUGCGCGGAACGGAACAAAAGGACCCCCGCGCCAAAUUCAAGCGGACGAAGCGGAAAAGUCGCUGGAGCGGCUGCUGGUCAAGUCGGUUGGGAAGGAAAGCAGCCCUGCCUGGCGGUUGGAGGUGAAUAUAUUUGUAAUUUAUAGGAAAAUAAGCAGAAAUGUACAUCAGGUCAAUUGUUCUUGAAGGUUUUAAGUCUUACGCUCAGAGAACAGAGGUUAAUGAUUUUGACCCUCUAUUCAAUGCUAUUACUGGCUUAAAUGGAAGUGGCAAAUCAAAUAUCCUGGACUCCAUCUGUUUUUUAUUGGGAAUCACCAAUCUGUCACAGGUGAGAGCUUCCAACUUGCAAGAUCUUGUUUACAAAAAUGGGCAGGCUGGAAUUACUAAGGCUUCUGUUUCUAUCACUUUUGAUAAUUUUGAUAAGAAGCAGAGUCCACUAGGAUUUGAGAAUCAUGAUGAGAUAACAGUCACAAGACAGGUGGUGAUUGGAGGCAGAAAUAAAUACUUAAUCAAUGGUGUCAAUGCAAACAAUACCAGAGUACAAGAUCUCUGCUCUGUUGGAUUGAAUGUCAAUAAUCCUCAUUUUCUUAUUAUGCAGGGCCGAAUUACCAAAGUACUCAAUAUGAAGCCUCCAGAGAUAUUGGCUAUGAUUGAAGAAGCAGCUGGCACAAGAAUGUAUGAGUGUAAGAAACUUGCAGCACAAAAAACUAUUGAGAAAAAAGAAGCAAAACUCAAAGAAAUUUGCACGAUUUUAGAGGAAGAAAUCACACCCACCUUGCAAAAACUGAAAGAGGAACGAUCCUCCUAUUUGGAAUACCAAAAAGUUGUGAGAGAGAUAGAACAUCUGAACCGUCUGUAUGUGGCGUAUCAGUUUACAAUAGCUGAAGAAACCAAGGGACAUUCUGCUGAUGUGCUGAAGGAGAUGGAAAACAGCAUUUCAAAACUUCAAGAAGAGAUGACUGAAAAUGGGAAGAAAGUGAAGGAACUUAGCAAAGAAAUAUCAGAGAUGGAAAAGAAAAGGGAUCAAGAAUUUGGUGGUGCGCUCCAUUCUCUAGAGGAAGGUCUUGCCGAGAUUCAGAGAACUGAUACCAAAGUACAAAGUACCCUUGCUAUCAAAAAGCAAAAUUUACAAAGUGAAGAGAAAAAGCGGAAUGAAUUGGUUAAAGCCAUGGAAGAGGAUUCUAAAGCUUUAGCUUUGAAGGAAAAAGAAGUGAAGAAGUUGAGUGAUGCUUUGAGUGUUCUUCAAGAGGAAAACAGUAAAGACACUGAGGCUCUGGUUGCAGCACAGCAGCAUUUCAAUGCAGUGUCAGUUGGACUGUCCAGCAGUGAAGAUGGGGAAGAUGCUACUCUUGCUGGACAGAUGAUGACUUGCAAGAAUGACAUAAGCAAAGCAGAGACAGAAGCAAAACAAGCUCAGAUGAAACUGAAACACGCGCAGCAAGAGCUAAAGACUAAACAAAAUGGUAAAAAAAUGGAUGGUGGCUACAAGAAAGAUCAAGAAUCCUUUGAAGCAGCUGAGAAGCAGAAAGAGAAACUUGAACACGAAAUGAAGGAGCUCAACUAUGAAGAUAAAAAAGAAGAACGUCUUUUAGAAAAGCAAAAGGAGUUAUCCCGUGUGGUAAAUCGUUUGAGGGAAUCCUAUGAAACUUUCCUGGCCAGGUUCCCCAAUCUACGCUUUGAUUACAGAAAUCCAGAAACAAACUGGAAUGCAGAUCGUGUGAAAGGACUGGUUGCGUCUUUGAUUACUGUGAAAGAUGUUUCUACAGCAACAGCACUAGAAGUAGUGGCUGGUGGUCGACUUUAUAAUGUUGUGGUGGACACUGAGGUUACUGGAAAAAAGCUGUUAGAAAAAGGGGAACUGAAACGUCGAUAUACUAUUAUUCCACUGAAUAAAAUUUCAUCAAGAUGUAUUGGAAAAGAAACUAUCAAAGUGGCCAAAACCUUGGUUGGUGAUAACAAUGUUAAUCUGGCCCUUAGCCUGGUGGGCUAUGAUUCUGAAAUCCAAAAGGCAAUGGAGUAUGUUGGGCAGGCCUUGGUUUGCGAUAACAUGGAUAAUGCCAAGAGAGUCACCUUUGACAAAAGGAUAAUGACAAAAACAGUCACUCUAGGUGGAGACACGUUUGAUCCUCAGGGCACACUGAGUGGAGGUGCCCGGUCUCAAGCUGCUUCAGUUUUGUCCAAACUUCAAGAAAUGAAAGAAGUGCAAGAUGAAUUGAAGAAAAAAGAGGCUGAGCUACAGGCGACGGGAAAAGAGAUAGCAAGUCUACAGGUGACUCUUGAAAAGUAUCAUCAACUGAAGCAACAAUGGGAAAUGAAAUCUGAAGAAGCUGACCUCUUACAAACCAAGUUACAGCAAAGCACUUAUCACAAGCAUCAGGAAGAACUGGAUGCCCUGAAAAAAACCAUUGAGGUAAGUGAGGAGACUCUAAAGAAAACAAAAGAAGUGCAAAAAAAGGCUGAGGAAAAACUGAAAAUGCUGGAAAAUAAAAUGAAAAACGCUGAAGCGGAAAGGGAGAAAGAACUGAAGAAUGCCCAGCAGAAACUGAAUGGAGCCAAGAAAAAGGCCGAUGCUUCCACUAAGAAGAUGAAGGAAAAGGAACAGGAGGUUGAAGCACUUGUUUUGGAAUUUCAAGAACUAAAACAGGAAGCAGCCUCCUAUGACCAACAGAUAGAGGCUGUGAAUGAAGCCAUUAAAUCAUUCCAAGAACAAAUUGAGACCAUAUCAGCUGAGGUAGCAAAAAUAAGGUUAGAAUCUGUGAAGAAAGCACAAGAAGAACUGGCAAAGCAAAAAGAGAUGGUGCUAGCUCAAGAUAAAGCAAUUAAAGGCAAAUCUGCAGAAGCCGUAAAAUAUAAAGAACAGAAUAAUGAAUCGCAGCUUAAAAUUAAAGAGCUAGAGCACAACAUCAAUAAACACAAGCGAGAGGCUUUGGAUGCUUCAGCAAAAGUUUCUAAGAUGCUUGCAGACUAUGAAUGGAUAUCUUCAGAGAAACAUCUUUUUGGCCAGCCAAACACGGCUUAUGAUUUCAAAACCAAUAAUCCAAAGGAAGCUGGUCAGAGGCUUCAGAAACUGCAGGAGAAGAAGGAGAAGCUGGGCAGGAAUGUCAACAUGAGAGCCAUGAAUAUGCUUUCAGAAGCUGAAGAAAGAUACAAUGACUUGAUGAAGAAGAAGAGAAUUGUUGAGAAUGAUAAAUCUAAAAUUCUUGCAACAAUUAUGGAGCUUGACCAAAAGAAAAAUGAAGCUUUAAAUAUUGCAUGGAAAAAAGUAAAUGAAGACUUUGGAUCCAUUUUUUCCACCCUUCUGCCAGGAGCCAAUGCUAUGCUGUCACCUCCUGAAGGGCAGUCAGUCCUUGAUGGUUUGGAGUUUAAAGUUGCCCUGGGGAACACUUGGAAGGAGAAUUUAACUGAAUUAAGUGGAGGCCAAAGAUCCCUUGUAGCUUUGUCCUUAAUUUUGGCCAUGCUUCUCUUCAAACCUGCUCCCAUUUACAUCUUGGAUGAAGUGGAUGCCGCCCUUGAUCUUUCACAUACUCAGAAUAUUGGGCAGAUGCUUCGGACCCAUUUCAGACACUCUCAGUUUAUUGUAGUUUCAUUGAAGGAUGGUAUGUUCAACAAUGCAAAUGUAUUGUACAAGACCAAAUUUUUGGAUGGUGUUUCUACCGUGGCACGAUAUACACAGUCUCAGAACGGAAAUAAUGGAGCUGCACAACAAAGAGCCGAUAAACUAAGCAAGAAAGAAAAGAGACUAAAAAUACCAGUGGAUGCUUAAAAAUAUUUGUAGCUUGGUGGUUCGCUUAUAUUUUUAAAGAGAAAAUGGGAUGCAAUUAAAAUAUAGAAAUGCCUCUUCGUUAGCAUAGCAAUAUCGAUGUAUUAUCUCUAUAGAGCAUUGAGAUUCUCUGUACUCAACAUCUUGAGGUACAGAAGGGUUAAUCUGUAAAUGCAGCUAUUUUUCUUAAUCUAGAUUAGAAAUAUUUUAAAGACUUGUAAAUAUCUCUUCUAUUUUUUUUCUCAUUACAAAAAAGCUUGCACUUGUUUAAGAAACAAAAUCAUCCCCAUAAAAUGUACCUGUUUCCAUAAAGCAAACUACUUAUUGGCCAGGAAUGCACAACCAUAUAAAAUAAAUACUACAUAACCAGAAGAUUAUAAAAUUGUGUACUACUAUGUAACAUUGACUCUGAGUUCUGUGCUCUUGUUUUAAAUUUAAAUGUGUUUUUGUAUAGCAGCAAAAUCUGUCCUUAUAUAUUUGUAUUAGUAAUAAAAUCCUCUCAG